Messenger RNA from Symbiodinium necroappetens, 786 nucleotides. Lineage: Eukaryota; Dinophyceae; Suessiales; Symbiodiniaceae. The record is from the annotation of a GenBank genome assembly.
AUGGCCGUGCGUGAGGCGUUCGCGACAACGGAUCGAGACAUCCUCGCGCUUUCAGAGAGGAAGAAGUUCGACUCCGUCGGCUCCACUGCCGUUUGCGCGCUGCUGCACGGCAACCCAAAGCUGGGAACGGCGCUGCGGCUGGUGCUUGCACAUAUCGGGGACUCUCGAGCGAUCCUCUGCCGAGCCGGGCAAGCGGUCCAGAUCACCGAAGACCACAAGCCGGACAGGAUAGACGAGAAGAAGCGGAUAGAGAGGGCAGGGGGCUUGGUUUUGAACGUCCGUGGGGCGUGGCGGAUCGCGGCCCCGGCCAACCCGCGUGGGUCUACAAAGUCCUCGCGCCGGGAAUACCAGGGCCUCUCCAUCACCAGGUCCUUAGGGGACGCUUGCUUCAAGAACCCGGCCUUGUCAGCGGCCGACCCAGAGGUCAGGGUCCUGCCGAUUUCCGACAAGGACCUCUUCAUCGUCCUCGUUACCGAGGGGGUCACAAGAGUCCUCUCCAACCAAGACGUGAUAGACUGUGCCAGCAAACAUUGGGCUGACUCAGAAGAAGCCGCAAAGAAUAUCGUGCGCACGGCGUUUCAGGCCGGCAGCGACGAGAACUUGACCGCCUUGGUCGUUCAAUUCGGGUGGGCCGACAAGCACACACCACGGUACAUCGAAAGGAGACGCCAGAUGGUGGCGCAAGGUGUAGAUGGGGGAAGCCCGGUCAUGAAGCCGACGGCGCCGAGCAAGGAGGUCUUCUCUGAUAAAGCCGUGGAGAAGGAUGAUUUUGACAUGUUUGGCUGA